AUGUCCAAACUAAACCCUCUCACUACUCAUAGAGAGUUCUCUGGGUUACCAGGUGCCAUUUCCAUCACUUUGUUUCUCCCGCUUGUUCUUGUUUUUUUCGCUUUGGUCACCAAUGAAAAUUAUUCAAUCAAAGGCAUAAAUCUUCAAUUACAGCCAAUUUUAGAUCAAGUACCAUCCAACUUGGACCAAUUGAUUGAUUUAUGUUUCGAUCGUGAAUGCUGGGUUGCGUAUUUAGCAUGGUUCUUCGGUUUGGUCAUAGUAGAUCAAAUUAUCCCCGGUAAACAGUUACAAGGGAUCGAACUACGCGAUGGUUCUAAAUUGAACUAUAAAAUUAACGGGAAAUUAAUGUCUUUGACUUUAAUAGUUGUUUUAGUCAGUAGAUUAUACACUUCUAACGAUUACUACUUACCUGAAUUGCAAUUUUUAUACGAUAAUCAAUUGAAAUUAACCAUCGUGAUCACCAUUUUUUCCUUUUUAUUAUCAUUCUUCGUUUACUUUAUUUCCUUCAUUCCUUUAUCUUACGAAAAUGGCUUGGGUACUAGAGAAAGAAUAUUAUCAGUUAAUGGGAAUGCAAAAAAUCCUAUUUACGAUUGGUUUAUCGGAAGAGAAUUAAAUCCUAGAAUAGGUAAUUGGGAUAUUAAGUUAUUCUGUGAAUUAAAACCAGGGCUCUUAUUAUGGUUCUUGAUUAAUUUAUCAUGCAUUCAACAUCAGUAUCAAAUUCAUGGUCAGGUAAGUGAUUCUCUUGUUUUAGCAAAUGUUUUGCAAGCAUUUUACUUAUUUGAUGGGGUUUUAAAUGAAGAAGGUGUUUUAUCAAUGAUUGACAUCACUACUGAUGGAUUUGGGUUCAUGUUAUGCUUUGGUGAUUUGGCUUGGGUUCCUUGGUCUUACUCUUUACAAUCUCGUUACUUAUCCUUGAGUGAUAAUUAUUAUACUUUAGGUUAUUUCAAAUGUUCGCUUAUCAUCGGUACUAGUAUUUUAGGUUACUAUAUUUUCAGUCAAUCAAAUAAUCAAAAAUCUGAAUUUAAACAAGGCAAAUUAAAUCAUUUGAAAAGUAUUCCAACAAAAACCGGCUCAAAACUUUUAUGUGAUGGUUGGUGGAAAUUAUCUCAACAUACUAAUUAUUUUGGUGACUGGUUAAUUGGUUGGUCUUGGUGUUUACCUACUGGAUUUCAAACUCCUUUAACCUAUUUUUAUGUGAUUUACUUUGGUACCCUUUUAGUUCAUAGACAAAGAAGAGAUGAAGCCAAAUGUAGUGCCAAGUACGGCGAUGCUUGGAUCGAAUACCAAAAACAAGUUCCUUAUAAAAUUAUUCCUUACAUUUAUUAA
This is a messenger RNA of Hyphopichia burtonii NRRL Y-1933, 1326 nucleotides long. It is a transcript of the gene ERG24, whose product is annotated as delta(14)-sterol reductase. The coding region runs from base 1 to 1326 and encodes 441 amino acids. Lineage: Eukaryota; Fungi; Ascomycota; Pichiomycetes; Serinales; Debaryomycetaceae. Gene Ontology annotation, molecular function: Delta14-sterol reductase activity. Gene Ontology annotation, biological process: ergosterol biosynthetic process. The record is from RefSeq and is a predicted model, not a curated record. Gene Ontology annotation, cellular component: endoplasmic reticulum membrane. The transcript has a single exon.